GAACCUCUCUUAGGUUAUUAGUUACAUUUUGUUUAGUUUUAAUUUGACUUAUCUAUCAAAACUAGAUAGAUCUAUUUAGUAAGUAAGGAGAACCUGUUUACUUUGGAAAAUGCCAGUUUCCUUCAUGAACUUUUAGGCGUACCCGGACAAAAAACAAAUUAUAGCAUUUCAGCUUACAAUUUGAACAUGGAAAUAAAGGAAAUCAGCAAUGACUCUUUGGUCUCAGAGUCAAAAUCGAGCUCGCUCAUUUCCAGGCUGGACUCUCGUCAGGAUUCGGUCAGCAUGAACACGAGCCAAGCGACAUCAUUGAGUUUGUCGUCCAGCUCACCGUCUUCAAGCAACGCUGUAUCAACUCUUGAGAACAAAUCUAAGUCAAAAAGCAGUGGUGGUGGAACUUUAGUUGCACCAGCUGGACUCGAGGUUGGAAGUUCUUCUCCCAGGCCUGAAGAUCCACCACUUUUACCAGGUGAGCAUACCCAAGGGACAGCAAAGGAUGUGACUUAUCUUUGCCCCUACAAUGGCCCCAUUCGUGGUCUUUUGUGUGUUACAAACUACAAACUGCACUUCCGGAGUGUAGAUAGGGACCCACCGUACAUCCUUGAAGUUCCGUUAGGAGUCGUAAGCCGAGUUGAGAAAGUUGGUGGGCAGUCGAGCCGUGGCGAAAAUUCCUAUGGAAUCGAACUUUUCUGUAAAGACAUGAGGAAUCUACGUUUCGGACAUAAACAGGAAAAUCAUUCAAGAAGAAUUGUGUUCGAGAAACUGCAGCAAUACGCAUUCCCAACGUCUCACAGCCUUCCUCUUUUUGCCUUUGAGUACAGUGAAACUUUUCCAGAGAAUGGAUGGGCUGUUUAUGAAGUCAUGGCUGAAUUUAGAAGAAUGGGUGUGCCAAAUGACAUGUGGAGGAUAACAAAGAUAAAUGACACGUAUGAAAUCGCAGACUCAUACCCAGCAGUAUGGGGGGUGCCAGCUGCUGCUACUGACGACGAUCUUCGGGCAGUUGCGGCUUUCAGGAGUAGGGGCCGCCUUCCAGUUCUAUCGUGGAUUCACCCUGACAGUCAGGCUACACUCACACGUUGCUCUCAACCGCUUGUUGGUGUGAGUGGAAAGAGGUCAAGGGACGAUGAGAAAUAUAUUCAACUCAUCAUGGACGCCAAUGCACAGUCGCACAAAUUGUUCAUCUGUGACGCCAGACCAAGUACAAAUGCCAUCGCUAACAAGGCAAAAGGAGGCGGAUAUGAACCAGAAGAAUCUUAUCCUAAUACAGACGUCUUUUUCUUUGAUGUUCACAACAUUCACGUUAUGAGAGAAUCAUUGCGGAAAUUAAAAGAAUUGUGCUUUCCGAACAUAGAAGAGUCGAAAUGGUUCUCAGGACUCGAGUCAACGUGUUGGCUCAAACAUACCAAAUGUAUAUUGGCUGGAGCGUGCCGGAUAGUAGAUAAAAUUGAAACUCAUAAGACUUCAGUGUUGGUGCACUGUUCAGACGGCUGGGACAGAACAGCUCAGUUUACCGCACUUUCGAUGCUACUGCUUGACCCGUAUUAUCGAACGAUCAAAGGUUUCGAAGUGUUGAUUGAAAAAGAAUGGAUUAGUUUUGGGCAUAAGUUUCAACACAGAAUAGGACACGGUGAUCAUAAUCACUCGGAUGCAGAUAGAUCACCAGUUUUCUUACAAUUUAUCGACUGUGUCUGGCAAGUGACACAACAGUUCCCAAACGCGUUUGAAUUCAACGAUUAUUUCCUUUUAACGAUUCUUGACCAUCUUUAUUCAUGCCGUUUUGGAACAUUUCUUUUUGACAUGGAAAAAGAAAGGCUGGCAGAGGAUGUGAAAAUGAAAACUGUUUCACUCUGGUCGUACACAAACAGCAAUCUUGAUUUGUACAAAAAUCCUUUGUAUUAUGCACAGCAGCAAGUCCUCCUGCCUAUAGCGAGCAUGAGACACAUUAAACUCUGGCUUGGGCUUUAUUGCAGAUGGAACCCUGCUAUGAGACCACAGGAGCCUGUUUAUCAAAGAACAAGGGAGCUUCUCUCUAUGAAAGAACAAUUAGAAAAGAUAGAAGAAGACUCGAAAAAAGAGCUUAAGAACAGGACGAACCUCGUUCGCAGCAACAACCUGAACGGGCAGACUAGGCUCAGCUCCCCACUGCACAGUUGAAAAUUGAAUUUUAAAUGAACAGAGUGCAAUAAUUUAAAUCAUACCAAAAUAUUUUUCACCUGUUACGAUGGACAAUGUGUAAAAUUUGACGCUAUUUCAUAUGUUAAAAGAUACAAAGUAUUAGUUUAAUCGUCUACACUGACAAAAAAUGCUUAUUUUUGUUUCGCUUAGUAUUUUGUAUAAAUUUGAUGAUGGAAUUUUUUAUCCUGGCAUUCUGCCCUUAUUGUAUAAAACAACUUUGCAAAUAUUAUUGUUGUUCAGAGGUUAAAUUGUUAUGGAUCAAAAUAAAAAUAUUUUAUUAAU
Molecule: messenger RNA, 2454 nt
Organism: Cimex lectularius (bed bug)
Lineage: Eukaryota; Metazoa; Arthropoda; Insecta; Hemiptera; Cimicidae
Gene: mtm
Product: myotubularin-related protein 2
Exons: 12
Coding region: 187-2151 (654 amino acids)
Biological process (GO): dephosphorylation
Molecular function (GO): phosphatidylinositol-3,5-bisphosphate 3-phosphatase activity
Source: RefSeq, a predicted model, not a curated record